AUGCACGAGUUUGCUCUCUACGGUCAAGUGCGAAAGGAUGACCACCAUCGGAUGCUCCAGCAAUUGGCCGGAUUUGCACGUAUGCAACCCCAGGAUGCCAAAGAGAUCCACCUGGUCUUCAAGGCGCGCCAGCCUGCUGGGGUCGACCUCGUCCAGUCUAUUGGUGCGUCUCAUCUCGCCAGUCAGCAGCAGCAGGAUAUGCAGCGUGUUAAGAACAUGCUCAAUGCUGGGCUCUACUAUGUUCAACUAGUUGGAGAGGUGCUGCCGCCAGAGAAACAGGCUGGAGGAGUUGCAGAGGCCGGCGGCGACGUGACUAUGGCAAAUGGCAAUGGUGGCCAAGGGGGGGAAAAGCAAAGCGUGACGUGGACGUUUGAAUUCAAGGACACUCCGGACGCGGGCAAGCAGGCAGUGAGCUCAAGAUUGAUCUCCCGGACGCCCAUGGAGGAUGGCAACUUUGUCCAAUUUCUUGAUCAUUUCGGCUACGACUAUGUCUCGCGCUACAUGGUCGUUGGGUCAAGGUUCUAUGACCAUGACACCACUCUUUUCCUACACAAGGUCCUACGACUGCCCCAAGUAGCUGCAGACGAAGCCAUAUCCGACAAAUCAUUCUUACCCAACUUGGACGAUCUCCCCGAGCUGGAUGGCUCUGGUGGCUAUAUCCUCCAGGCAUCCAUUGAUGUGGUGGAUGGAAACAACCCAGAGCUCAAGGAGCGAGCAACCCGGCAAUUAUUGGCCAUCAAGGAAGCGUUGAGGCAGGCAGUCGAUCUGUCACCGGGCGAUAGAUUGGCACUGGACACGCGGCUGCCUGUCAGUUCACGUAGGACUUGA
This is a messenger RNA of Fonsecaea multimorphosa CBS 102226, 828 nucleotides long. RefSeq lists its product as uncharacterized. Bases 1 to 828 code for a protein of 275 amino acids. The record is from RefSeq and is a predicted model, not a curated record. NCBI's taxonomy places the organism in Eukaryota, Fungi, Ascomycota, Eurotiomycetes, Chaetothyriales, Herpotrichiellaceae. Gene Ontology annotation, molecular function: transcription coregulator activity. The transcript is spliced from 2 exons. Gene Ontology annotation, cellular component: mediator complex; core mediator complex. Gene Ontology annotation, biological process: regulation of transcription by RNA polymerase II; termination of RNA polymerase II transcription.